Carlito syrichta (Philippine tarsier) is the source of this 2134-nucleotide messenger RNA. It is a transcript of the gene RAB5A, whose product is annotated as RAB5A, member RAS oncogene family. The transcript has 6 exons. Gene Ontology annotation, molecular function: GTP binding; GTPase activity. NCBI's taxonomy places the organism in Eukaryota, Metazoa, Chordata, Mammalia, Primates, Tarsiidae. The record is from RefSeq and is a predicted model, not a curated record. The coding region runs from base 150 to 797 and encodes 215 amino acids.
AUGCUGUUCCCGGAAUGUUGGAAGUAGCAGAGACCAUGUGGAGCAUGUUGUCCUUGGUUUCUUUACCUCCAGAAAGAAGAAAAAUUGGCAUCUUGCAUUCUGGAAGUCCAUUAAGAGUCUGAAGUCAGGGACUUCUUUCAGAUUUGGACAUGGCUAGUCGAGGAGCAACGAGACCCAACGGGCCCAAUACUGGAAAUAAGAUAUGCCAGUUCAAACUAGUGCUUCUGGGCGAGUCCGCUGUCGGCAAGUCGAGCCUGGUGCUUCGCUUUGUGAAAGGCCAGUUUCAUGAGUUUCAAGAGAGUACCAUUGGGGCUGCUUUUCUAACCCAAACUGUGUGUCUUGAUGACACUACAGUAAAGUUUGAAAUCUGGGAUACAGCUGGCCAAGAACGAUACCAUAGCCUAGCCCCAAUGUAUUACAGAGGAGCGCAAGCCGCCAUAGUUGUGUAUGAUAUCACAAAUGAGGAGUCCUUUGCAAGAGCAAAAAAUUGGGUUAAAGAACUUCAGAGGCAAGCAAGUCCUAACAUUGUAAUAGCUUUAUCAGGAAACAAGGCUGACCUAGCAAAUAAAAGAGCUGUAGACUUCCAGGAAGCACAGUCCUAUGCAGAUGACAACAGUUUAUUAUUCAUGGAGACGUCAGCUAAAACAUCAAUGAAUGUAAAUGAAAUAUUCAUGGCAAUAGCUAAAAAAUUGCCCAAGAAUGAACCACAGAAUCCAGGAGCAAAUUCUGCCAGAGGAAGAGGAGUAGACCUUACUGAACCCACACAACCGACCAGGAGUCAGUGUUGUAGUAACUAGACCUCCAGUCUGAACUAGCUGGAAUGAAUAUUCUUCUGCUUCCCAAAUGUCAAUAACAAUGGAAUUGGAGCAUUUAACCAGCCCAGUAUGACUUCUAAAAAGAAGAGACUUAUCAUAGAGUCAAGUUUCUAAUACAGAAUUAUUUUAAGUGUUUUGAACUUAAUUUUUAAUAACAUGCAUGUGUCCCUCUGACUAAUGUUUCAGCAAUAGAAAGGGAAAGUGAGAGCUGUGUGUAUACUUGUUUCAUUGAAAGGUUAGGGGCAGAAACUUCUCAUCACUAGGGACACAGACAAACGACCGUAUGGACCACAGUUAACCAACCAGUUUCUUCACACUGGUAGUCACCUGUGACAAAGAUUUGAAACUUAUUAAUUUGGGCUUUCCAAAAACUUUUUUGGAAGGGGAAUCUAAAGUUUUACUUAGCUACAGUAUUCAGGCAAAUAGUAGUUUCUCCUGGUACUUACAUUUGAGAAGCGUACAUUCCACAUUUUAAUGAAUUAACCACAAGAAAACAGUCCCAUGUCUCCGGGGCUUGGGGGAAUGAAUAUUAAUGGCAUCUGAAUUAUAGCCAGUCCUAUUAUUUUUUAAAUGGGGUAAAAGUCAAAUGUAACCCCGUCUUGUUUUUGGAAUAUGAGAACUGAUAAAUGCAUCUUAUGGAUCGUGUUCCUGUCAAACGUGUGAGCUCUUCAACAGAAAUGAAACAAACCAGGUUUCUGUGAUUUCUAUUUAAUCACUGCUGGCCAUUACAUAGGUUUUGUUGUCUGGGGGCAGGGAGGGGGCUUUUGUUCCCUUUUGACAUAAUAUAGUCAAUGCACUAACAAUUAUGUAUAUUCAAACUUGAUUAUUUUAAAUUCGAUCUUCAGCUGUACUGUAAAUAGGGUACUGCAUUGUAGUCUCCAUAUAUGUAAUACUUUUCUGUAAUAUUUAAGAGUCGCUUAAACAUAUACAGAAUGUACAGUUACUAAACAAGCUAAUUAUUUCUUUCUCUCCCCCCUUGAAGGGAAGGGGCUUCGGUUGUUCCUACAUGGUUAGAACCAUAAUAAGCAAUGUACCCGUAAUUUGUAACAUAAAGUAUUGCGAUAUGUUAGUAACAAUCUUGCAGCCUUGUUUUCCAAAGUUCAUUUUAUUUCGAUCAGUUCAGUAUAUUGCACUAAUUAUUUUAGGUAUUUUCAUUAUAUGAAUUCUACCAUGUGACAGAGAUGAUUUAAUCUAUUUAAGUGUUGGACUGCUAGGAGAACUUGUAUAUUUACAAUAAUGCAGAAUUAGGAAAAAUGGUUCACCAGUGUUUAGUUUUAUAUUGAGGUGCUCAGGUUGGAAUAAAGUGGUAUCAAAAGCAA